Molecule: messenger RNA, 387 nt
Organism: Lampris incognitus (smalleye Pacific opah)
Lineage: Eukaryota; Metazoa; Chordata; Actinopteri; Lampriformes; Lampridae
Product: cAMP-specific 3',5'-cyclic phosphodiesterase 4D
Exons: 4
Coding region: 1-387 (128 amino acids)
Source: RefSeq, a predicted model, not a curated record
AUGCAAAAGAAUGACCGGUCCGGGGACGACAACCAGAGGGACAGUGUGUCUGACGAUUCAUCAGAUUCCCCGGAGCCAGGGCCGGUCACAUGCAUGGAGCCCUUCCUGGUGCGGAGACUGUCCUGCCGAACUGUCCAGCUGCCCCCGCUGGCCUUCAGACAGGCAGAACAGUACUACUGUGAUCGCAGACCGGAGACAGACACAGUCACAGUGCCGCCACGCCCAACCACACUGCCAUUACGCACCCCUCCGCUCAUCGCCAUCACCUCGGCUGACACAACCAGGCACGGCCAACUGGGAGGAGGACCCGGGGUAGACCCAGAACUCGCUGGAGGGAUUACAUCUCCAAUCUGGCCUGGGAACGCCUUGAGAUCCACAUUCCAAUAA